Molecule: messenger RNA, 1656 nt
Organism: Pollicipes pollicipes
Lineage: Eukaryota; Metazoa; Arthropoda; Thecostraca; Pollicipedomorpha; Pollicipedidae
Product: pyruvate dehydrogenase protein X component, mitochondrial
Exons: 10
Coding region: 193-1656 (487 amino acids)
Biological process (GO): pyruvate decarboxylation to acetyl-CoA
Cellular component (GO): mitochondrion; pyruvate dehydrogenase complex
Molecular function (GO): acyltransferase activity
Source: RefSeq, a predicted model, not a curated record
UAAAGAACAUCGAUGUGGACGGGCCUGUUUCCACAAAGCGAAAAAUACUUUAGCUUUCCAUGCUCAACGCUGGGGAUAGGGGUUACGUGCAGCCAACCUGUCGGACAUUGUAAUAUUUCACGAAAGCAAGCCUGGGAUAAAAUACAUAAUUGUUAGUGAGAAGAACCGCGGACUAGCGAGAGCAUCCCAAGGAUGGCGGCGUGCUUGGCUCGUGCUGGCAGGCUAAGAACGCCUAGGAUAUUCACAAAAUUAUGCAAUGGGCAAGUUUCCCACAAACUCCCAUCAAUGCAGCAGACUAUUUUCCCCCAUGUAUUACUCUUCCGCAAUGUGUCUGGCAUUCCCAUCAAAAUGCCAUCUCUGUCCCCCACCAUGUCUGAGGGAACUAUUGUAAAAUGGUUGAAGCAAGAAGGAGAAACAGUGGAGCCAGGCGACAUCAUUUGUGAUAUACAAACAGACAAAGCUGUUGUCUCAUUUGAAGUAGAAGAGGAGGGCAUUUUGGCCAAGAUUUUGAUGGGAGAAGACAGCAAAGACAUUUCUGUUGGGAAAUUGAUUGCCCUAAUGGUCCAGCCAGGAGAGGACUGGAAGUCUGUGGAGGUGCCAUCAGAAAGCUUGGAAUCGGAUGACUCCACUAAACCUGUCUCUACAUCGCCACAACCUACACCCGAAGCAACUAAAGAAUACUCUGGAAUGCGUCACGCUGGAGCUGUUCCUUCGACGGUAGGUCCGGCCGUGCGCACGCUGCUCGAACUCUACAACGUGGACGCCGCCAAGGUGACCCCUUCUGGUCCCCACGGCAACAUCGUCAAGGGCGACGUGCUCGCCUACAUCACCGCCAACCGGUUGAGUCCGCAGGCGCCCCAGGCAGUACCCGGCCCAGAUGGGGCCAGCCAGCCGCCGGCCUCCACCACGAGCCCCGCCGCCCCGCCGACGCCGGCACCGCAGCAGGAGGCCUCAGCCGAGGGCUAUGUUGACCUGCCCUUGACCAGCAUGCGCAAGACCAUCGCCAAGCGUCUCACGCAGUCCAAGACGGAAAUACCGCACGCCUACAUGCAGUGCGAGGCUCGCAUUGAUCGCCUGCUCAGCUUGCGGAAGCAGCUGAAAACUGAGGGCGUCCAGGCCUCCCUUAACGACUACAUCAUCAAGACGGUGGCGCUUGCUCUCCGGCUGCAUCCCGAAGUUAACUGUGUCUGGAACGGCGAACAGCUGGAGCGGGCGGCCGAUGUGGACGUGGCCGUGGCAGUGGCCACGGACGCCGGCCUCAUCACGCCGAUCGUGCGCGGCGCGGCCGGCCGCUCGGUGGCGGAGAUCGGACGCCUCGUGCAGGAGCUGGCCGGCCGCGCACGCGACGGCAAGCUGCGCCCGCACGAGUUCCAGGGCGGCACGUUCACGAUAUCCAACCUAGGCAUGUUCGGUGUGGACGAGUUCAGCGCCAUCAUCAACCCGCCGCAGUGCGGCAUCCUGGCGGUGGGCGGCGGUCGGCCAGAGCCGGGUGUGGACGGCAGCACGGAGACCCUGCUGACCUGUACGCUGUCGUACGACGCCCGGGCCGUGUCCGAGCAGGAUGCGGCCGCCUUCAUGGAGACGCUGGCGGCGCUGCUGUCGGCGCCCGAUCUCCUGCAGACCAGCGCGCGCCGCGAGAUCCUGCAAGUCGGCUGA